AGGUCCCCCACCAUCGUGCACACAUACACACCGCCGCGUAUACUCGAUGUGUCUCCAUUCGCGAAUCGUCCAGAUUGACAUUCAGACCUGUCCUAGAUAUGACAGUCGCCGCGAACCGGCCAAGCUCUCGAGGACCCACUGCGACUUCACUCUAGGUACACCAGUUAGCGCAUACCUGGUGUACGUCUGCGGCUCUCGGUUCAGUGCGCGCGUGUGUUGUUGCAUAUUUUUUUCUUCACCGUUACACCGUACACAUCGGAGGAUUCAGCACAGACGACACGAGUACACUUCUCGGCCCUUACAGCGGAGGGAUUAAUUAACAACAGCAAAGAAGCAUCGGCCCAAGAGAAGGAUGCGUUUCGGUCUAGGCUCAGCAACAACAACAGCAGCAGCUUCGGCAGUGGAGACCGCGAGUCAGAUAAGCGACGACGGGGGUGGCGGUAUCUGCCCAUCCUGUCGACUCGCCGUCAACAAGGACACCGGCAGGCUCAAAUGGUGCAUGGGCGGCAAUGACAUUUGGCGCACGCGAAUAAGGUUCAUGCUGCUGAUCCCGGCCGUCAUUCUGCCCGUGACGAUCAUCAUCAUCGCCCUCUCCAAGUCCACUGUCGUCGGUAAAUUGUCGAUGCGCCAGCAGUACCCGACCACUUCUGCACCCGACGAUCAACAGCCAAACGCCCAGAGACUCGACGAUCAACGGGAUCAAUCCUUUACGACCAUUCAAAGCGAUAUCGAAGCCUCUGAAGGAUCCGUCAGGUUUUUACAUCCAGACGUGGAAACGAGCUUCCUGCCCGCCGAAUCUUUGAUCCCGCCUCAAACGCUCCGCCGACAUAAAAGAGAUAUGAGCCAGGUGCAGAGAACAUCAGCGCCGGGGACGACGAUCAACGAAGCGGCUAAAAGGCAGAGCAGCGACGACGGCAAGCCGCAUUCAGCCGCAGCCUUUAAAAGCGAGCUGCUUCAGGAACUGUCGGCCUUGGCCGAAGGUAGAUGCGAGGACUGCGACGAUACUGAGGACGCCUCGUCCUCCUCCUCCUCCUCGUCUUUCGAAGAAGACGACGAAGAAGUGGAUCCCGAGGACGACGACGACGACGAUGACGAGGACGCCGACGUAGAGGAUGAUGAGACAUCAGAGGAGGAGGACGAUCACAACGAGGCUUUGCGUCAGUCGCCCUUUGACGAGGCUCUUCGCGAGCACGACGACGAGUCACUGUCCUACAGCAAGGAAGACGACGAGUCGAACUUUCGGGCCUUUUGGAAAGGCAACUGGAACGAAGAGUUCAUUCGCAAAGCCCAAGCCAAAAUGAUGCUGAAGUACAUGGACAGAACGGCCGAGCCCUGCCAGGACUUUUAUCAAUACGCCUGCGGCAACUGGGGCAAGUACAAUCCCAUACCAGACGACAAGACGGGCUUCGAUACGUUCGAAACGCUCCGGGAGUCUCUGGCCUUUGUGUUGAAGCAGCUGCUCGAGGAGCCCGAGCCCGACGACAGCAACGAGGCCAUCGUCAAGGCGAAGAAUCUGUUCCGCAGCUGCAUGAACUACGAGAUCUUGGAGCGUCGAUCGGAGCGUCCCUUACUCGAGCUUCUUGACUCGCUGGGCGGGUGGCCGAUUCUUCGUCGGGACUGGAACGCCGAUCGCUUCGACUGGAUCCGCCUCAUGGCUCGGCUCAGGCUCUACAACAACGACAUCCUCAUCGCCGAGUGGGUUGGUCCCGAUAUCAAGAACAGCGAGGAGUACGUCAUACAGUUCGAUCAAACGACGCUUGGACUACCGACGAAGGAUUACUUUCUCCAGCCGGCGAACGCGAUUUAUUUGAUGGCCUACAAGAACUACCUGAUAACCAUAGCUUCUCUGCUCGGCGCGUCUGUAAAAAGCGCGAGUAUCCAAGCCGAAGAGCUUAUCCAGUUCGAAAUACGACUGGCCAACAUCACGAUAUCUUCCAACGAGAGGCACAACAUCUCGGAUUUGUACAAGCGGAUGACGUUGCGAGAGCUGCGCCAGAUGAUACCCCUGAUCGAUUGGCAUCGAUAUCUGAGCAUAGUACUCGCGCGUCGAGUCGAUCUUUCCGAGCCGGUGGUCGUCUUUGCCACCAAGUACUUCCAAGACCUUGUGCAGCUUCUGUCUCACACUUCGCCCAGAACAGUGGCAAACUAUCUGCUCUGGCGUUUCGUCCGGCAUCGAGUGAACAACCUGGACGACCGGUUUCAGGAAGCCAAGCAAACGUUCUACUACAUCCUCUUCGGCAGGGAGAAGUCACCUCCGAGAUGGAAGAACUGCGUGGUGCAGGUGAACGCGAACAUGGGAAUGGCUGUUGGCUCGAUUUUCGUGAGGAAGUACUUCGACGAGAAGAGUAAAAACGACACGCUGUACAUGACGCACGAAAUUCAGCGAGCGUUUCGUGAACUGCUGAACCAGUCCAGUUGGCUGGACCCGCAGACCAAGCUCGUCGCCAGCGAGAAGGUCGAGGCCAUGCAGUUACGCAUCGGCUACCCCGAUUUCAUCCUACGUGGUCGCGAGCUCGACGAGCGUUACAGAGACGUGGUGAUCGACCCGAACAAGUAUUUCGAGAAUACCCUCAACAUUCUCCGACACUUGACCAUGAUCGAGCAGGAUAGGCUCGGCCAACCGGUCAACAAGACCUUGUGGACAGCUGCUCCGGCUAUCGUCAACGCCUACUACAAUCGCAACAAAAAUCAAAUAAUGUUUCCUGCUGGCAUACUGCAGCCGCCGUUCUACCACCGCUACUUUCCCCGCAGUCUCAAUUACGGGGGUAUCGGUGUGGUCAUCGGUCAUGAGAUCACCCACGGCUUCGAUAACAAGGGCAGGCUCUUCGACAAGGACGGCAACCUGCACCGCUGGUGGAGCGGAAACGCUAUCCAGGAAUUUGAUAGAAGGGCAUCGUGUCUCGUCGACCAAUACGGCAGGUUCACUGUCAAGGAAGUCGAGAUGUCGGUAGACGGGGUAAAUACACAGGGUGAGAACAUCGCUGACAACGGUGGCAUAAAGCAAGCCUUUAGGGCUUACGAGAAAUGGCUAUCGCAAAACGAGGGCACCAAAGAGUCUCUGCCAGGCAUGGAGGCGAAUGGCCGACAGCUGUUCUUCCUGAACUUCGCGCAAGUCUGGUGCGGAGCGAUGCGACCCGAAGCCAUGAAGAACAGCCUCAAGACGGCCAUUCACUCGCCGGGCAGGUACCGAGUCAUCGGUACUCUUUCCAACUUCGAAGAGUUUGCCAAGGUCUUCAACUGCCCACUUGGUAGUCCUAUGAACCCCGAGAAGAAGUGCCUCGUAUGGUGAUUAACGACUCUCUGUUAAUCUACAAGCCGAUAGUGAAUUUCCGCGUCAGUUGUUUCUCAAUCAAAUGAGAAACAAAAGUGUUUUUCACGAGACGCGCAAAUAACGACGCACCACAGUUACAAACUUUUCUCAUUUAUUAUCCUUAUUGCUAAAGCUUAAUCGAACAUUAAUUGAAAAAGCAAGACACGAGCACCGAAUUAGGCAGUCUUUUCCUUGAGGCCUAUUAAACGUCGCGCCUUGGACAUAAAGGAAUUCAGAUAGCCCUGCUUCUCGAUGCGCUUGAGCACGAGCCUCUUCGUGGAGAUAUUGUGGAGCGGUCCAAAGGCCAGAGCGACAGCGGUACAGGCCAAGCAGAUCACGUUGUACGGCAUGCUAAAGUCCGGCGUCGGCAGACUUAUCAGCAGUGUCUCCGUGCGUAACUGCACCAAGUAGCCCUCUCGCGUCGCGUUGAAUCUAAGAUAGAACGAUUCUUUAUCAUUAAUUGCAUUUUCUUCGCCGUAAAUAGUUAUGUGUAUCAGUUAAGAAUGUUAAGAAACUUGAAUGAUGAAAUAAAAUCAUUUUAUAAGUAAAA
Nasonia vitripennis (jewel wasp) is the source of this 3860-nucleotide messenger RNA. Its product is annotated as neprilysin-4. The record is from RefSeq and is a predicted model, not a curated record. Gene Ontology annotation, molecular function: metalloendopeptidase activity. The coding region runs from base 353 to 3289 and encodes 978 amino acids. Gene Ontology annotation, cellular component: plasma membrane. Gene Ontology annotation, biological process: protein processing. NCBI's taxonomy places the organism in Eukaryota, Metazoa, Arthropoda, Insecta, Hymenoptera, Pteromalidae. The transcript has 16 exons.